This is a messenger RNA of Plasmodium relictum, 1194 nucleotides long. RefSeq names its product glycerol-3-phosphate 1-O-acyltransferase, putative (gene G3PAT). The transcript has a single exon. Gene Ontology annotation, biological process: glycerophospholipid metabolic process. NCBI's taxonomy places the organism in Eukaryota, Apicomplexa, Aconoidasida, Haemosporida, Plasmodiidae. The coding region runs from base 1 to 1194 and encodes 397 amino acids. The record is from RefSeq and is a predicted model, not a curated record. Gene Ontology annotation, molecular function: glycerol-3-phosphate O-acyltransferase activity.
AUGAUUAAAAUUAACAUUUAUUUAUUAACCAUCAUGAUUUUUUUGGUUUUUGAAAUAAUAAAUGUUGAAAAUUUGAAAAAAAGAUCCUUUUAUUUAAAAAACAGUGAUUUUCAAUAUAUGACAAAAGGUUUUCAUAAAAAUAAACCUUUAAAAUCUUAUUUAUCAAAUUUCACAACCAAUAACAUUAAUAUAAAUUAUAUUUUAAAAGAUAAUACAUAUGAAGGGGCUUAUGAAAUAAUUUAUGAUAAAUUGGAAUUAUUAAAAAAAGAAAAUAGUGAUAAUAUAGAUCACAUUAAUACAUUUGAGGGUUUUUUAGAAAAAUACAAAGAAGAAAUUAAAAAACAUAAGUCUUGCACACCACAAGUAUUUUUAGAUAUUUUUUUACAAUUUAUUGAAGCAUUUAACAAAUAUAGAUAUUAUUCCUUUCCUAAUGUUCACAGAUAUGAUGAAAGUUUAUAUGAAUGGUCAUUAAAUUUUUGGUCUCAAUUAAUAGAUAAAAAAAAUUCUAAAUUUUUAGGUAUUGAAAAUAUUAAGAAAAUAGAGAAAUGGAAAGAAGAAGGUCACAAUAUAAUUAUAUUCGGAAAUCAUCAUAUUGAAGCAGAUGCAAAUAUAAUAAAGUAUUUUUUCGAUGUUCAUGGUUCUCAAGAUAUCUCAAGAAAUAUGAUUUUUAUUGGUGGUCAUAAAAUAAGAACAGAUCCCUUAUCAAGACCUUUUAGUGUUGCAGCUAAUCUUCUUUGUAUUUAUUCUAAAAAGUAUAUUGAAAAUCCUCCUCAUUUAAAAGAGGAAAAAAUUUUAUUUAAUCAUAAAUCUUUAAACGCUCUAAGAAAUUUAUUCAACCAAGGGAAACAAAUUAUAUGGCUAGCACCAAGUGGGGGGAGAGAUAGAAAAGGUUCGGAUGGCCAUAUUAAAAUUUCUCCUUUUGAUCCAAAAAUAAUACAAACAUUUCACAUUUUUGCAAAAAGAUCAAAAGUAAAAACCCAUUUUAUAGGAUUAGCGUUAUAUACUUAUAAUAUAUGUCCUCCACCAAACACAAUUGAUAUUGAUGAAAUUGAAAAAACAAGGUCAUGUUCUUACUCCUCUGUAAGUUUAAACCUAGGAGAAGAUAUUUUUGAUUUAUAUCCUGAUAUGAAAGAAAGUGAAAUAACUAAAAAUCUAUAUAACUAUGUUAAUCAGUUAUAUGAUCAAAUACGCUAA